Messenger RNA from Hyaloscypha bicolor E, 774 nucleotides. RefSeq lists its product as uncharacterized. Gene Ontology annotation, cellular component: core mediator complex; mediator complex. Gene Ontology annotation, biological process: termination of RNA polymerase II transcription; regulation of transcription by RNA polymerase II. Bases 1 to 774 code for a protein of 257 amino acids. The record is from RefSeq and is a predicted model, not a curated record. Lineage: Eukaryota; Fungi; Ascomycota; Leotiomycetes; Helotiales; Hyaloscyphaceae. The transcript has 3 exons. Gene Ontology annotation, molecular function: transcription coregulator activity.
AUGCACGAGCUCUUCCUCUCAACUCAAGUCGCCAAUGAAGAUCUUCAGAGAGCUCUACGCAUCCUUCAGGGAUACUGUGGUAUGAAGCCGGUGACCUUACUUCGUCGCCGACUGAUAUGGGAAGGGCCUCGAACGCGCAGCAGCUUAAAAGGAAUCGAUCCAGGACUCCUUCAAAAACAGCCAUGGAAAUCUUUAUACGAUCAACUAGUCCGGCAAUCGUAUGUCAUCGCUCUGUUAUAUGACAUUGAUCGGGAUCAAUUUGGCCAGAGUGAGAAAGCUGCAGACGAAGAUGGCGAGGACUUAAUAGACUGUGACCAGCUUCCUGGAAGCCUUCGAUGGACGGACCUACCCGAUCCAGCCGGUGGCAGGCCCGUCAACAGUCGUCUCCUUAUUACUAUCGAUGAUGAGAAGGGGCUAUGUACAGUACUAAAGUCGAUGAAUCAUAGAUUUAUCCAGGAAAUGAUCCAAGAAUGCCAUCGAUUCGUUCUUGGAAAUAUAGUCUUCGACUUAAGCCGUUACUUACAGCUUCCUCCAAGUGAUACGGAGCCAAUAUCAAGUAUCAGAACCCGAUUGCCGACCUAUGAGUCUCUUAUACCCUUGGACUCGGAGAACAAGUGGAUUCUGACAGCUAGCGCAUUGGUCUUAAACGGGAGCAACCCAGAUCACAAGCAGAAAGGAAUCGAUGAAUUGAUGACUGUGAGGACGGAGUUUGAGGGAUGCUUUGAUUUCCAGGCACUUGAUAGGCACAUAUUUGACACGAGAGUAAAAUUCUGA